ACUGAAAUGGCCCCACUUCAAUUAUAAAAACAAAAUAAUAAUAAUAAUAAUAAUAUUAAUAACAACAAAAAACAAGUGCGCCGAUCAACGAAAACUUUGCAAUCGUGCAACAGAAGACCUCGCAACAUGCCGGAAGAGAAGGCAGCAAAUCUCGAGAAUGGCCAAACAACGGCAGCAUCCACGCCCAGUAAAACCAAACGUCAAAGGACACCAACACGUCGACGUCCGCCAAACGAGAGCGACGUCGUCGCUGGGGGCGUGGGCAUUACCGGCGGCGGUGUGGUCAUCCUGCCCCAGCAUGUGCUCAACGAACUCUAUCACAACUAUUCCAUUAAACAGCGACGCAGCGGCCUUAAGUGGUUCCUGUUUGCGGCCGUGCUCUUUAAUCUCUGGACGAUUUGCAUACCCUGGGAGCAGGCGUUUCUCACAAGAGUGGUCAACUGCAGCAUGCUGUUGGCCUAUUUGGCGCUGACGGCUCUGCUGCACAUUGGACGCCAGUCGGAGCAGCCAGCCCUGAGACGCUUCCAUCAUUCGCUGUUGACAAUUGUGCCGCGAGCCUUGUGGUUCCUCUCGAUGCUGCAUUUCGCCGCCUAUGUGAUGCUGCAGGCCAGCUUCUCGCCGCGAGAUGUUCUUGGCUGGGCGAUUCUCUUGAACUUCCUAAUAUAUGUGACAUUGCCAUUGCCGUUGAUUUUUUUGGGUCUGGUAAUUGGCUUUUGCACGUACUUCAAUUGCUUGAGUCUGCCCGUUGGCUUCUCACGUCCAGAUCCUUUAAUCUCAGAUCAGGCGGCGGCUAAUGCCGUUUUAAUAGCCACCGCAGCGUUAAUUGGCCUUUUAUAUUACUUCAUGGGCGAGGCGAAGCAGAAACGCGCCUUCCUGGAGGCCAAAAAGAGUCUGGAGGUGAAGAUGGUCAUUGAGGAGCAGUCGGCAGAGCAGGAACGUUUGCUGCUAUCCGUGCUGCCCAAGCAUGUAGCUAUCAAGAUGCGCGAAGACCUGGGCUCAUCUAGUUCAGAGGCCUUCAAAAAGAUCUACAUGAGUCGACAUGAGAAUGUGAGCAUACUGUAUGCGGAUAUUGUCGGCUUUACCGCCAUCUCCUCGACGUAUAGCGCCCAAGAUCUGGUAAAAAUGCUAAACGAGCUCUUCGCACGCUUCGAUAGGCUCGCCGAGAAGUACCAACAGCUGCGCAUUAAAAUUCUCGGUGAUUGUUAUUAUUGCAUUAGCGGAGCGCCCGACGAGCGGCCGGAUCAUGCCGUGCUCUGCGUUCACAUGGGACUUUCCAUGGUGAAGGCCAUCAAAUAUGUGCAGCAAAAGGCAAACUCACCUGUUGAUAUGCGUGUGGGCAUACACACGGGCGCUGUCCUGGCCGGGAUACUGGGCCAGCGUCAAUGGCAGUUUGACGUUUACUCCAAGGACGUUGAGCUGGCCAAUAAAAUGGAGUCCAGCGGCAAAGCCGGACGUGUACACAUUUCCGACAAAACAUUGGCCUUUCUCAAUGGCGAAUUCGAGGUGGAGCCGGCCUUUGGCGAGAAGCGGGAGGAGCUGCUGCGCAUAGCUGGCCUGAAGACAUAUUUUAUAACGAAAGUGGUUAAACCGUUCGCCUCGCCCUGCGGCAAGAAAAUCAACGAAUCGAAGCCUGAGAACACCAAUCACAGUCCCGACUCGAAUCCCAGCAGCAACAGCAGCAACGAGAGCAACGAAUGCGCUGGCGAUGACAACGAUGCCACAGUCGAUGACGAGGAGCUCUUAGCACAAAGUGUCGUCAUCAAUGGACACAAUCCCACAGCCGCCGAGGAUGAGGAGGAGCAAAUAAAGCUGGAGAAUUUCAAGCAACGUUUAAAAGAUGAGCUGGUCACACGCGACGGUCACGAAAAUCUCACCAAGGACACAAACAUCUUUUUGCGCUUCAAGAAUCCGCAACUGGAGCAAGCCUACGCCGUCUAUCGGGAGCCGUACAGCUCGCUGCCCUUGCUGGCCGCCCUGCUGGUGCAGUGCAUCGAUGUUUUGUACUCCUAUUUGGUGUUGCCGCGCUCAACGCUGCAUUUUAUAAACAUUGCUGCGCCGCUGGUGCCCAUCGCCAUGCUGGUGGCGAUUAGCAUUGCCGAAAGCUUUAGCGGCAUGCUGCCCAAGUUCUUCGUGGAUGUGAGCAAGCGUUUCAAUGACAUUACCUUCGUACGGGAGCUGGCGGCCAUAAUUAUAGCACUUACCAUUGGCCUCAGCAAUGUCAUCGACAUGUUUUUCUUUGUCACCUUCGUGCGCACCGAGCACAUUGUUAGCGAGAGUGAAUUCAAUGCCACGGGCGGCCUAGAGGAGGUGGCCACCGCCGAGCACCUGCUGCCUGAAUCGUUUGUGGAACAGAUGCGUGAAGCGGUGCCCACCGAGCGUGUCCUAUAUCCGUCCUAUUUGAGCAACUUCAGUGUCCUCAUACUAAUCGCCAUUGCUGUAAUUGCACAGCUCACGCACUUGACCAAAAUCCUGUUGCUCUUGUCCAUUGCAGCUCUGCAUUGCUAUUUCAAUGUGUGCAUUAUGCAGGAUUUGUACAUUCUGGAGGAUGAUCUGGCACACCAGCCUCUCAUAUCAACGCGUUAUUGUGCUUCAGGUCUGCUUCUUGUGGCGGCACUGUCACUCAGCUUUUUGGCAAGACAUAUGGACCACGAGGAUCGUGUUAUAUUCAAAUGGAAAACUGAGGUCGCCGAGCAGAAGGAAACCGCCAACGAUAUGCGUCAGCGCAACGAGGCUUUGGUCUAUAAUGUGCUGCCCGUGCAUGUGGCCGAGCAUUUCAUGAAGAACACAAAGCGCUCCCACGACGAUCUCUACUCGCAGAGCUAUGCCGAGGUGGGCGUGCUCUUCGCCAGCAUGCCAAACUUUUCAGAUUUUUAUUCGGAGGAAACCGUUAACAAUCAGGGCCUGGAAUGCUUGCGUUUUCUGAAUGAAGUCAUUUCCGAUUUCGAUGCGCUAUUGGAGCUACCACAGUUUCAGGACAUCAUUAAGAUAAAGACAAUUGGAUCAACUUAUAUGGCAGCCAGUGGCAUUAAUUUGCAGCGCAAUUUACGCACUGAUGCGCCCAUUACCGAGCGCUGGUCCCACUUGGCGGUUCUGGUGGAAUUCGCACUGGAGCUAAAGCACGCACUGCAGGGCAUCAAUGAGCAGUCAUUCAAUCAUUUCGUACUCAAAAUGGGCAUCAAUCAUGGACCGAUAACGGCGGGCGUGAUUGGCGCCCGGAAGCCACACUACGAUAUCUGGGGGAAUACGGUGAAUGUGGCCUCCAGAAUGGAGAGCACCGGUAAAGCGGGUGCCGUGCAGGUCACCGAGGAGACCUGUAACAUAUUGCAGCAGUUCGGAUAUACGUUUCAGCAGCGCGGACUGGUGGCUGUAAAGGGCAAGGGCCAGCUGAUGACCUACUAUUUGCAGGGCAAAACUGAGAGCAGCGCUGCGGAGGCAAAGGCAGCCGUUGAGCUGCAUGAGAAGGAGACGGUGGCCACGGCAGCUCCAGUGCCAGUUAGUUUGGAGUGCAGCGCCGAGCUAGAAGCAGACAUAAAGACACCACUGCUUAAGCUUAAGGCACAGGAUGCAGCAACGGAAGCCGCGGCAGAAUCAUGUUUGGGCAAUGGCAAUGUUGCGGAAUCUCAAUCCUUGUUGGAGUGAAUUGAGAAUGUAUUACAUUUGACAUAUUGAAAAUGUGUGUGUGUAUGUGUGUGUUAGAGUGUGUGAGUGUGCGUGUGCGUGUGCUUGUUUAAGCGUGAACAUAUAGUUAACUGUUAUACAACUGUUAUACUUGCUACAUUUGGUUUGCCUAUAUUCGUGUGAUAUUCUCUGCUACGUGAACAACUU
This is a messenger RNA of Drosophila navojoa, 3825 nucleotides long. RefSeq names its product Adenylate cyclase 3 (gene Ac3). Gene Ontology annotation, molecular function: adenylate cyclase activity. Gene Ontology annotation, biological process: intracellular signal transduction; adenylate cyclase-activating G protein-coupled receptor signaling pathway; cAMP biosynthetic process. Gene Ontology annotation, cellular component: plasma membrane. NCBI's taxonomy places the organism in Eukaryota, Metazoa, Arthropoda, Insecta, Diptera, Drosophilidae. The record is from RefSeq and is a predicted model, not a curated record.